AUGCAGCGUGGCAACAUUGGAAGUGUUAUAAUUGCGGGCGCUGGUCCUGUAGGGCUUCUCACGGCGUUGUUUCUUGGUCAGAGGGGCAUCCCUGUGGACGUGGUCGAGGCAGCGACUGAAGUCAACGAUGCACCGCGAGGCCUUGCUUAUGGCCCCGCAGCAGUCAGCGUUUUAGCUCGAGCCGGAAUACUUGAAAAUGUGAUUGAGCGAGGUUUCAUCCCGGCCGACGUAUCCUGGAGAAAGCCGAGCGGCGAAUGGCUGGUAGGGCUAGAGAGGCUGAACAAUAUGGUGGAUGGGUUACCAAACACUGUGAUCUUGCCCGUCGGAGCUCUGUCAACUCUUCUUGUUGAGGAAGUUCAGAAAUACUCAAGCGUUACGAUACACUGGGGUCACCGAGUCUUGGUCGCAAGCCAAACUGAGGAGAAAGCAUGGGUGGAGGUAGAGGAGCAAAAAUCGAAAGCCACGAGGAGAAUGGAAGCCGACUUUGUGAUUGGCUGUGAUGGUGCGAGCAGUGCUGUGAGAAAAUCUAUCUCUGGCUCAAAUUUCCCUGGAUGGACCUGGCCAAACCAGCUUGUUGCGGUGAAUGCACGAAUGAACUUUGACAAGUUGAACUUUUCGGAUGUUCAAUGGGUUGUAGACCCGGAGAAUUGGUUCGUGAUUGCUAAGAUCGACAAAGGAGGGCUGUGGCGCAUAGUCUACGGUGAGCCAGCAGGUUUGUCAGUUGAAGAAAUCAAAAGUCGUCUGCCUGACAGACUCCGCACGACGUUCCCUGGGAAUCCAGAGCCAAGCGAAUACCAAGUCACCAAUGUGACACCGUAUGUCUGCCAUCAGAGAUGUGCCGAGAAGAUGCGAGACAACAGGAUAUUACUGGCAGGAGAUGCCGCUCAUUUAAACAAUCCAAUGGGCGGGCUUGGUCUCACAACCGGUGUUUGUGAUGUAGGCAGCCUUGUCGACUGCCUCUACGGCAUUGACAGCGGAGAGGCAACCUUGGAUAUUCUCAAUAAAUACGAUGAGAUCCGCCGCCAAAUCUUCGACAGAGUCGUAGACACAAUGUCAACGGCGAAUUUCAAACGGAUUAUGCAGGGUGCGGCUGAAUUCCAGGAGAGCGACCUAUCCUACAAGAUGAUAAUGGCCGCGAGGACUGAUAUCAGCAUUACCACUGCAAUGAGAAAGCAUGACAUGAGCAUUGGGUGUGAUAUGACGCAGUUCUACAAUAAGCAUUAG
Molecule: messenger RNA, 1224 nt
Organism: Exophiala spinifera
Lineage: Eukaryota; Fungi; Ascomycota; Eurotiomycetes; Chaetothyriales; Herpotrichiellaceae
Exons: 5
Coding region: 1-1224 (407 amino acids)
Biological process (GO): 3-(3-hydroxy)phenylpropionate catabolic process
Molecular function (GO): FAD binding; 3-(3-hydroxyphenyl)propionate hydroxylase activity
Source: RefSeq, a predicted model, not a curated record